This is a messenger RNA of Hirsutella rhossiliensis, 300 nucleotides long. RefSeq lists its product as uncharacterized. The coding region runs from base 1 to 300 and encodes 99 amino acids. The record is from RefSeq and is a predicted model, not a curated record. Lineage: Eukaryota; Fungi; Ascomycota; Sordariomycetes; Hypocreales; Ophiocordycipitaceae. The transcript has 2 exons.
AUGAUCAAUGAUUACGACGGCCACGGGUUAAGCUUCCAAAAGUAUCCAAACGAGAACAUCAAGGCAUGGGUCAUCAUCCCGUUGGAAACCGUUGCAGUCGAUCGAAUCGGCCAGAUCGAUAUUGGCAUCAGAGACCAGUAUUCCCGGUUCUUGACGGUGCCAAACUACACCUUCUUCUCCAAUGCGCUUGAGACGCCUCACAACGCCAUACAUCUGGCCGUCGGCGGUGUUCAGGUCACCAAAGUGGACGCGCAAGCUGCAGAUGUCCCCGAUUAUAGGGGCGAUAUGGGGGAGAAUUAA